AUGGGACUGCCGGAGUCUUGCUCCGGGGUCCCGGCGUUUGGCGUUUGGCAACAGAAAGCGGUUGGAGGAGCAGAAGCGUGGGUCGGGUGGGGGGUGGAAGCAGAGGAUCUCACUUGGCGGACGGAGCCGGUGGGAGGGAUCCAACACGUGGGACCGCCGGAGUCUUACUUCGGGGUCCCGGCGUUUGGCAACAGAAAACGGUCGGAGGACCACUUUCCGGUGGCUACAAAUGGACGAAAAGUGAAGGGGGCAAAGCCACCUGGAAAAG
Messenger RNA from Pelobates cultripes (western spadefoot toad), 268 nucleotides. NCBI's taxonomy places the organism in Eukaryota, Metazoa, Chordata, Amphibia, Anura, Pelobatidae. The record is from the annotation of a GenBank genome assembly.